UAAUUAAAAAAAAGGAUUAAAUUUUGACCCUCCUAUUUCUUCCUUUCUAUUUCGGUCAUGGAUUUCAAUGGAGCUAUGCUCAAUACUCCAUAGACAAGAAAUCCAUAAACCCCAGCAACCCUUUCUUGAAAGGCGUCGUCUUCAGGAGCUGAAAAUUUCUCGAUUCAGAUUUUUUCUUCAUAAUUUUCUCUCGAGUGAUUCUUGUUGCGUAAAAUUUGAGUAACAAUCGGAUAGUAUUAUUAUGUAUAGAUCUGGCGUGGUCAUGGCGUGGAACGUGUUCAAGUUUUGCACGGCCCUGAGGGGGCUUGGGUCCAUCAUGAUACUGUUGGUUCUCGGCGUCGUUGGCGUCAGCUAUUACGCGGUGGUGAUUACAAAUUACGGGCCGGGACUCGCCGUCGGCGGCCUUGAUUCGCUCGUCGCCUUCUUCAUUUUGAUCUUGUUUCACGGUCUGUUGGUGAUGCUAUUAUGGAGUUAUUUUUCGGUUGUAUUUACUGACCCGGGCAGCGUGCCUCCAAAUUGGCGACCAGCGGUCGAUGAAGAAAGAGGAGAUAGUGACCCAUUGACAGCUACAGAAUUUCCAGCCGACUCAGAGAAUAAUAGAAUACGAUAUUGUAGGAAAUGCAACCAGUUGAAGCCACCUCGAUGUCAUCACUGCUCUGUUUGUGGGAGGUGUAUACUGAAGAUGGAUCAUCAUUGUGUUUGGGUUGUCAACUGUGUAGGGGCAUUGAACUACAAGUAUUUCCUUCUCUUCCUGUUCUACACAUUCCUCGAAACUAGUGUCGUUACAUUAUCAUUACUGCCACAAUUCAUUGCUUUCUUUGGUGAUGGCGAGAUUGCUGGAACUCCAGGAAGUCUAGCGACAACUUUUCUUGCUUUUGUAUUAAAUUUGGCAUUUGCUUUGAGUGUAAUGGGAUUCCUGAUUAUGCAUAUAUCGUUGGUGGCUGCAAAUACAACAACCAUCGAGGCUUAUGAGAAGAAGACUUCUCCAAAAUGGCGUUAUGAUCUUGGACGAAAGAGAAACUUUGAGCAGGUGUUUGGAAUGGACAAGAAGUAUUGGUUCUUACCAGCUUACGCUGAAGAAGACAUACGCCGGAUUCCAGCUCUUCAGGGUCUUGAAUAUCCUUCGAAACCUGAUUUGGACUCUGAAGAAUUUUGAGAUUGAUGAUAAUCUUACAAUUAAUAGUACCCCUGCAAUUCUUGUCUGAAAAUGAUGAUAUUACACAGAAUUCAUCGACUUCAUCAGGUGAAUUGAAAAUUGGACUGGAAAUUUUUUGUGCUGACAGAUUUAAUGUCUCGACAAAAGGUGGCUGACGGGUUUUAGAUUUUUUCAUUGGUGAAGAAAAAUUACUGUAUACCGUAUAGAGAACUAGGGUCGUUCGUUUGGCUGCAGCCCAACUUGUUACGACGUGUAAGCUUCGCUUGUUAGAAAUGUAGAUUGAUUGUAGCAUUUUUUCUUUUUUUCUGUUGUACUUUAUUGUUUUUCCGUAACACGUAAUGGUACCGUAAUUUUACCUUUGUUUUUUUUCUUUUGGUGUUGAGGAAAAUUGGUUGCUCUCAUUACAUUUUAGUCGGUAAAAUGUGUAAUUAAGGGUUGAAUAAUGAUACACGCACAUCUUAAUUAGCAUCUUUUUUUUUUUUGUUUAAUUUUUCCCUUUGAC
Striga asiatica is the source of this 1658-nucleotide messenger RNA. Lineage: Eukaryota; Viridiplantae; Streptophyta; Magnoliopsida; Lamiales; Orobanchaceae. The record is from the annotation of a GenBank genome assembly.